Molecule: messenger RNA, 1723 nt
Organism: Rubroshorea leprosula
Lineage: Eukaryota; Viridiplantae; Streptophyta; Magnoliopsida; Malvales; Dipterocarpaceae
Source: the annotation of a GenBank genome assembly
CUCUUCGUUCUCCCAUCUCCCCCUCAAACCCCAACAAUGGCUUCUCCCUCCAAACCUUUCCUUUUCUUCUCCUGCCUCUUCUUCUUCUUCCUCGCCGUCUCAUUGGCCCUGGACAUGUCCAUCAUCGACUACAACCUCAAGCAUGACCUGCGGAGUGAGACCCAUGUGCGGAUGAUGUUCGAGGCGUGGUUGGUUAAGCACCGCAAGAACUACAAUGCCCUGGGAGAGAAGGAACUGCGGUUCCAGAUCUUUAAGGAUAACUUGAAGUUCAUUGACGAGCAUAACGCGGUGGAGCGUCCCUACAAAUUGGGACUCAAUCAGUUUGCCGAUUUGACCAAUGAGGAGUACAAGGCUAUGUAUUUGGGUGCGAGGAUGGAGAGGAAGAAUGGGGCUGCGAAGAAUGUAAGCAGCGAUAGGUAUGCGGCUAAGGAUGGUGACAAAUUGCCGGAGUCUGUUGACUGGAGGGAGAAGGGUGCCGUUGCCGCUGUUAAGGAUCAAGGACAAUGCGGGAGUUGCUGGGCAUUCUCAACCAUUGCUGCUGUGGAAGGGAUAAACCAGAUUGUUACAGGUGAAUUAAUCACUCUGUCAGAGCAGGAAUUGGUGGACUGUGAUAAAUUAUAUAAUCAAGGAUGCAAUGGAGGCCUCAUGGAUUAUGCUUUUGAUUUUAUCACUAAAAAUGGUGGCAUUGAUACUGAAGAGGAUUACCCAUACCGUGCUACCGAUAAUGCUUGUGAUCCAUCUAAGAAAAAUGCCCGGGUGGUUAGCAUUGAUGGAUAUGAAGAUGUUCCAAAGAAUGACGAGUCUUCCUUGAGGAAGGCUGUGGCACAUCAACCAGUUAGUGUUGCCAUUGAAGCUGGUGGCAGGGCCUUCCAGCUCUACCAAUUGGGAGUAUUUACAGGUAUUUGUGGAACAGAUUUGGAUCAUGGCGUUGUUGCUGUUGGUUAUGGUAGAGAAAAUGGUAAAGAUUACUGGAUUGUGAGGAACUCCUGGGGUCCUAACUGGGGAGAGAAUGGUUAUAUCAAGCUGGAGCGUAAUAUUGCUGAUGGUUAUGGCAAGUGUGGAAUUGCAAUGGAGCCUUCAUACCCCACCAAGACUGGAGUGAACCCCCCCAAACCUUCUCCCUCCCCGCCUUCUCCAGUGAAGCCCCCCACUGUAUGUGAUGAUUUCUUCUCAUGCCCUGAGGGAAACACUUGCUGCUGCAUAUACGAGUAUGGUAAAUACUGCUUUGCAUGGGGAUGCUGCCCUCUCGAGUCUGCAACCUGCUGCAAUGAUCACUUCAGCUGCUGCCCUCAGGAGUAUCCCGUCUGUGACCUUGAAGCUGGAACUUGCCGAAUGAGCAAGGACAAUCCAUUUGGAGUAAAACCAUUCCACCGAAUCCCAGCAAGAAGCACCAGGCCAGUAGAUCAAACCAACAGGGCGAGCAUUGUUGCUUAAGAGUCCAGAGUCAUUUUGGGUAUUUUGGGUACAAACUAUACGUGACAGAAUGGUGCAAGGCAAAGAAUAUUCAACUCUCACAAAGCUUUUAAUUUAAGGUCUUCAUUGUAAAUAACAAUUGAUCUGCUGUUGACAAAGCAUAUAGAAGACUUUCCCUGAUUUCAUUUCAUUAAUUCAGUUCCAGCUAUUCUCUCAUCAAAUUGCAUUUAAUUCUUAGAAGACUUCUCAUAUUACUUUGGAAAAAUGAGUUUCAAAGAAUCCAACACAAAAAUAAGGAUUUCAAGUUUUC